This is a messenger RNA of Gekko japonicus, 5023 nucleotides long. RefSeq names its product zinc finger protein 646 (gene ZNF646). Gene Ontology annotation, molecular function: RNA polymerase II transcription regulatory region sequence-specific DNA binding; DNA-binding transcription factor activity, RNA polymerase II-specific. Gene Ontology annotation, cellular component: nucleus. The transcript has a single exon. The record is from RefSeq and is a predicted model, not a curated record. Gene Ontology annotation, biological process: regulation of transcription by RNA polymerase II. Bases 29 to 5023 code for a protein of 1664 amino acids. Lineage: Eukaryota; Metazoa; Chordata; Lepidosauria; Squamata; Gekkonidae.
CAAAGGACAACUCUUUCCGAUGUGAGCAAUGGCCGAGGGAGAUGUUGCCCUAGCCUGCGAACCCUCGGCCGGGCAGGAGGAGCGUCCGUACAAGUGCAAGCAGUGCCCCCGAAGCUAUCGCCACGCCGGCAGCCUGGUGAACCACCGACGCACCCACGAGGUGGGCCUUUUCCCCUGCUUGCUGUGCCGCAAGGAUUUCUCCAACCCCAUGGCCCUCAAGAGCCACCUGCGCACCCACACGGAGGAGAAGCGCCACAAGUGCCGGGACUGCGGUCGGAGCUUCCGGGCCUCGUCCCAGCUCAGUAGUCACCGCUGCAUGGCUCAUGCCAGCCGGGACCAGGAGGAGGAGGAGGAAGAGGGGAGUAACAGCGGGGGCUGCACCUCCCAAAGGGGCCAGGAUACCUCUUCUUCCGACGCCGAUACCUACUCCGGAGCAGAAGGCGGCGGGAGCCUGCUGACCAACCUGGAGAAGUACAUUGCGGACUCGGUGGUGCCGGCCGACUUUUCCCUGCUGGAGUUCUCUAUCAAGAGGGAUGCGGAGAAAGAGGAGGCGCUCCAAGCGCACCGGGGGGAGAAGGAGGCGGGGCUCCGGGACGCAGCCGUCGAAGAGCGGCGCUUCAAGUGCAACCAGUGCCACAAGGCCUACAAGCACGCCGGCAGCCUGACCAAUCACAAGCAGAGCCACACGCUGGGCGUGUACCAGUGCUCCAUGUGCUACAAGGAGUUCUCCAACCUCAUGGCGCUCAAGAGCCACACGCGCCUCCACUCCGAGUACCGGCCCUAUAAAUGCCGGUUCUGCCACCGAGCGUUCCGGCUCCCUUCUGAGCUGCUGAGCCACCAGAAGGCUCACGACGAGGAAAAGACCGAAGCGGCCGGUCGGCCCACCUGGGACGGUUCAGAGCACAGCCUCUGGGAGGAGGACUCCAUCGAGACCUCGGCCAAGUUGGACAUUUACCAGCCUCCGCCGGCAGGCACCAACUUUGGAGACAGCGCCCCCUGCAGCCUCAAAGACGCAUCCAAGGCAGGCGGUGGGGAACGCUGCAACCCAGACGGGGAGCUUUGCGUCCGCUGUGGCGGCACCUUUGCCAACGAGGAGGAGCUGAAAGGGCACAGCUGCCUGUAUCCAGAGGAGGCGAACGAAGAGGAGGGGGGAGGCAGCAUGCCCUCCCAGCUGGCCCCCGGCUCCAACGGGAUAUGGGAAGCUAGCCUGAAGGGCGAGGAGGACUAUCACACGUUGGAGGAGCGGCCCUUCCGCUGCGAGGAUUGCGGCAGGACUUACCGGCACGCAGGGAGCCUCAUCAACCACAAGAAGAGCCACCAGAUUGGGGUGUACAGCUGCACCGUCUGCUCUAAACAACUCUAUAACCUGGCCGCCUUGAAGAACCACUUGCGGGUCCACCUCAAAUCCAAGCUUGGGUUGCCGGCGCCGGAGGAGGCCUCCGAGCAUCCCUCUGUCAUCUCAGACUCGCAGCAAGAGGAAGACAGCCCCAGAGAGCCCGGAGAUGGCCGCAUCCAGCCACCAGACAUUUGGGGGGGAGCAUCCUCCCCGAAAGAAGACGAAAGUGGUGGCGGGGAGGAAGAGCGGCCAUACCGAUGCGGGGACUGCGGGCGGAGCUAUCGGCACCGUGGCAGCCUCGUGAACCACCGCCACACCCACCAGACUGGGGUCUUCCAGUGCUCCAUCUGCCCCAAGCAGUACACCAACCUCAUGGCGCUCCGGAAUCACGUCCGGGUGCAUUUGCGAGCGGCCCGGCUGAGCAGCAGGGAGCCCGUCGACUGCCUGACCUGCACCAGCUGCGGAGAGAGCUUUGAAGAGGAGGCUGGAUUCCAGCUCCAUCAGCUGCGCCACCUGCCCUGCAGCGAGGACAUCGAGGCGGCAGCCAUCCCGGGGCUCGGGGGCUUCCAUCCCCAGGAGGCUGAUCUCCUCCAAGCCAUCAAGCAGGACGUGGAAGCCCUGGAGAACGGAGCGGCGGUGGCCGAGGACAUCCUCCCUUCCUCCGAGAUGCCGUACGUCUGUAACCAGCGCGGGAUGACUUUUGCCAGUGUGGCCAGCCUGCAGAACCACAGCCUGCCGCAUGGGGGCGACAGAGAGCGGCUCGGUGGAGCGGCUGAGAGGCCCGAGUCCCCCGCUCCCGUCCAGCGCCUCUACGGCUGCGAUCUGUGCGGCAAAUCGUACCGCCACUCGGGGAGCCUCAUCAACCACAAGCAGACCCACCAGACGGGGGACUUCAGCUGCUCGGUUUGUGGCAAGCACUUCCAGAAUGUCGCCUCUCUCAAGAGUCACUUGCGUGGGCAUCAGAGGCCAAGGAGGGCCCACUCAGGAACGGCUGUGAUGGCCAACACGGAUGAAGAUGCCGAAGCGGGGGAAGGAGCUGCUCUGCCUGGGGUGCCCCCCGCCGGCGAGGAGGUCAGAGACGGUUAUGGCCUUCUGGGAGAUGGGGCUCGAGCGAACGGCCGGCAGCCGCAGUCGGAUGCCCCCUUGCCGUCACCAGGAGACGGCGAGGUGCCCCCCUACCUUUGCGAGCAGUGCGGCACGGGUUUCGACCGAGCUAGCAACUUGGAAAGCCAUAAGCAGACCCACCAGUUGGGCAUCUACCAGUGUUCCCUCUGCCCCAAAGAAUACCCCAGUCUCUUAGCUCUGAAGAGCCACUUCCACGGGCACACCAAGGCCACAGCACUGAGCCGUGGCAGCCCCGGUGGGAACGACGGUGCCGAGGAGCCGCCUUUCCUCUGCAGCCUCUGCGGCAUGAUCUUCCCGAGUGAGGAGGCUCUCCAGCACCAUCAUGACUCGGCGCACGAAGAAGGGGAAGGGCAGGCGGGUGGGGAGGAUGCCGAGCUGAAAGCGGUCACCCGCGCACAGGUGGAGGACGCCGAGGAUCCCGGAGAGGAGCAGCUGCUCUCCCACAUCUGCGGCUACUGCGGUGAGACGUUCGACGACAUGGCCAGCCUGGAGGAGCACAGCGAGGGGCACCAGGAAGAAAAGGCCGCAGCCCUGGCAGACACCUCGAUCCAGCUCCGGCGGGCGCCGCGCGUGGAGGAAGAUCCGCCACGGCUGUCGCCGGCGGAAAUGUCAGCUGCUGCCGACGAACCCUCGGACGACAGGCCGUAUGCUUGCGGUCAGUGCGGCAAGACUUACCGGCACGGCGGCAGCCUGGUCAAUCACAAGAAGAUCCACCAGGUCGGAGACUACCAGUGCGGCGCCUGCUGCCGGCAGUACCCCAAUCUGUCUGCCUACCGGAACCACCUCAGGAACCAUCCGAAAUGCAAGCUGAACGGCAGCGUCCCGGAGGUCCGGCAGCCGGUCCCCAUAGGAGCAGAGGGCCCUGCUGCUGGUUGUCAGAAGGACGCGGCCCCUGACGGCCAAGUCCUGGUGCACGAAGGGGGGAGAGAUCCACCAGGGGAGCCCUCCUUUUUGUCUCCUGGCAGAGAGCAGCGUCCCGGGCAAGAGGCAGCAUUGAACCGUAGCCCGCCCGAGGCGCAAAAGACUCUGGUGGGUGACAUCUGCGGGGAAGAACCUGACGAGAAAGCGGCGCCGGAGGCCCCUCAUGGGCUCUGUGCUGCAGAAGAGAAGCUGGGACAGGAGGAGACGUCGGCCAGAGAGGAGGAAGCGGCACCCGCAGGAGGGGAGGAAGACAGCGGCCCUGGCGCCGAAGAGGAGGGCUCCCCGUCCGAGCGCCCCUUCCGGUGUGAGGCCUGCGGGCGCAGCUAUAAGCAUGCCGGGAGCCUGAUCAACCACAAGCAGGCGCACAAGACGGGCCUCUUCCACUGCAGCGUCUGCCAGAAGCAGUUCUACAACCUCAUGGCCCUCAAGAACCACCACCGCACUCACUUUGAGACCAAACGCUACCGCUGCCCGGAGUGCCCGAAAGCCUUCCGUCUGCAGAAGCAGCUGGCCAGCCACCAGCGGGUCCACCGUGAUAGAAAAUGGGACCCCUCGUCCCGUCCCUCCAGGAGGCCCCCUCACGCCAGGCGGGCGGGCAAGAGUGAGGAUUCAGCCCACCCUCUUAAUGCCGCCAAGCACCGCCCGGAUCCUGAGGAACGCCCUUACCAGUGUGGGGAGUGUGGGCGCACCUACCGCCAUGCGGGCAGCCUGCUCAACCACCAGAAGAGCCACAAGAUCGGCCACUUUGCCUGCCCGCUGUGCAGCAAGGCGUACCCCAAUCUGAUGUCUCUGAAGAACCACCAGCGGAUCCAUUACGAAGUCAAACGCCACCGAUGCCUGGACUGCGGGAAAGCUUUCAAGUGGCAACGGCAGCUGGUGCGGCACCAGCGCCGGCCCCAUCCCUGUAGCAGCAGCACACCGGGGCAAGAGCACGAGAGGAACCCGCGGGCUCCUGAGAAGGAGAGGGGAGGGAGUCGCAGGGAAUCGCCCCUCGGCCCCUUCCACUGCGUUUUGUGCUCCAAACAGUUCCCCAAUCGCACCUCGCUACGGAACCAUGCCCGCGUCCACUCCAAGAAACGCUUUGAGUGCUCGGAGUGUGGCAAGGCGUACCGGGCAUCUCGAGAUCUGACACGCCACCUCAGGAAACACCGGGAAGAGGCGGAGGCGGAGGACGCCGAGGGGGACUCUUCCUCCUCCUCCUCCUCCUCACCCAUGUAUCCGAACACCAGUGCGCCCCCGGAGGAGGAGCGGCCCUACAAAUGUGACAGCUGUGACCGGACGUACCGCCACGCCGGCAGCCUCCUCAACCACAAGAAAGCCCACGCCACUGGCCUCUACCGCUGCCCCACGUGCCAGAAGGAGUUCUACAACCUCCUGGCCCUCAAGAGCCACCUUCACACCCACACGGACAAGAAGCGCCACCGGUGUUCUCCCUGUGGCAAAGCCUUUCGGACUGCCAGGCGCUUGGCCGCCCACGCCAAAGUCCACGGCGACCCCAAAGAGGAAGGGGCUCCUUUCGCCUGCCCUGUCUGCUCCGAGGUGUUCUCCCAGCAGCUCAGCUUCCAGCAGCAUCAGCUGGCGCAUGCCAGGGACUGUGGGCAUUCUGCCGCUGGAGAUGUUCCCCCCCGGGACGGGAGCUGA